Messenger RNA from Dioscorea cayenensis subsp. rotundata (Guinea yam), 1680 nucleotides. RefSeq names its product cytochrome P450 71A1-like. Gene Ontology annotation, molecular function: oxidoreductase activity, acting on paired donors, with incorporation or reduction of molecular oxygen; iron ion binding; heme binding. Bases 58 to 1569 code for a protein of 503 amino acids. The transcript is spliced from 2 exons. The record is from RefSeq and is a predicted model, not a curated record. Lineage: Eukaryota; Viridiplantae; Streptophyta; Magnoliopsida; Dioscoreales; Dioscoreaceae.
UGCAGAGUUAAUCAAGUAGAGAGUAAUAGAGAAGAAGCAUACUAGUCUCCUUCUCCAAUGGCAACACCACUCAUCAUCAUCAUCAUCAUCGUCAUCAUCAUCAUCAUCAGUUUUAGUUACAAACUCAUCUUCUCCGGCGGCAACAAACCCAAAGUGCUUCCUUCACCUCCGGCACUACCCAUCAUCGGCAACCUCCUCCAGCUAACUUCUCUUCCCCACCGCUCCUUCCAUGCACUCUCCCAAACAUACGGCCCUCUCAUGCUUGUCCACAUCGGCCAAGUUCCCACACUCAUUGUCUCCUCACCGGACAUGGCCCAUGAAGUUCUCAAAACCCAUGACCUCGCCUUCGCCAACCGUCCCUUCUCCAAGCCAUUCUUCAAGCUCAGCCACGGUGGCCGCAACAUCUCCUUUUCUCAGUACGGCGACUACUGGCGCCAAACCAAGAAGCUCGCCGUCGUUUACCUUCUUAACCACAAGCGUGUCCAGUCUUUUCAUAGUCUCCGGCAACACCAAGCUUCUCUUAUGAUUCAAAAGAUCACCGGUAGUAAAGAGGAGGAGGUGAUGAAUGUCAGUGAGAUUGUGUAUGAGUAUUCACACAAAGUGGUAAGCAGAGCGGCGGCCGGGACGUUGGGGAAUGCGGAGAAGUUUAAGGAGAUGGCGGAGGAGGCGUCGGUGUUGUUUGGAGGGUUUCAGGUUUAUGAUAUGUUUCCGGCGAUGGGAUGGUUGAGUGUGGUGAUGGGUUUAGAUGGGAAGCUGGAGAGAGUGACGAGGAAGUUGGAUAUGUUUCUUAGUGAGAUAGUGGAGGAGCAUGUUGAUCGCCGGCAACAUGGCGGCGCCGGAGAGGAGGAGGAGGAGGAGGAGGAGCAGGAGGACUUCGUUGACCUGCUGUUGGCGUUGAAAGAGGAGGGAGCCAUCGCUCAUGAAAACAUCAGGGCUAUAAUCAUGGAUAUAAUAGGAGCUGGAACGGAUACAUCAUCUGUGACCUUAGAAUGGGCAAUGUCUGAACUUAUGAAGAACCCAAGGACAAUGAAGAAAGCUCAGGAUGAAGUGAGGCAGAGAAGUAAUGGCAAACCAACAGUCUCUGAGAAUGAUAUUCCUCAGAUGAGCUACUUAAAAGCAGUAAUCAAAGAAGUGUUACGACUGCACCCUCCUGCUCCAUUGCUACUCCCUCAUGAAUCUCUCCAGAAGGUUGUGAUACAAGGCUAUGAGAUCCCUGAAAGGACAAGAGUAAUGAUCAAUGCAUGGUCCAUUGGAAGGGACCCAAAUUCAUGGGAAGAUCCGGAGGAGUUCAAACCUGAGAGAUUUAUUGGUAGCUCUGUGGAUUUCAAGGGACUUGACUUCAAGUUCAUCCCAUUUGGUGCAGGGAGGAGGAUAUGCCCGGGAACAAACUUUGCGAUCACUUCAAUAGAGUUUGCACUAGCAAGUCUUCUGUAUCACUUCAACUGGAGGUUGCCUGAUGGGAUGAGUGUCGAAGAUUUGGACAUGCAAGAAGCUCCUGGACUUACAACAACAAGAAAGCAGAGUCUUCACCUCAUUGCAACUCCCUACUUACCACAAGUGUUUGUUUAGAAUACCAUAUGGUCUUCAAACAUGGUUCAUAAACUGCUUAACAUAAUAUAUAUAUAGCAAACUAAAAAUAAAUCAUGAAAAGAAGAAACAUGAAUGGCAGAUUUUGUUUUU